AUGUCUCGUCCAGAAGAGCUUGCACCUCCAGAGGUUUUCUACAAUGAGGUAGAAUCGAAGAAGUACUCCUCUUCUUCGAGAGUACAGCAUAUCCAGGCAAAAAUGACCUUACGUGCUUUAGAGCUUUUAAAUCUACAGGAUUCAUCUUUUUUACUAGAUAUCGGUUGCGGUUCAGGUCUCAGUGGAGAAAUAUUAACAGAGGAGGGUCAUAUUUGGUGCGGGAUGGAUAUAUCACCUGAUAUGCUUGCUACAGGUCUAACUAGAGAGGUAGAAGGAGAUCUUAUGUUACAAGAUAUUGGCCAAGGUAUACCUUUUAGAGCGGGAACUUUUGACGCUGCAAUCAGUAUUUCUGCAAUCCAGUGGCUAUGUAAUGCAGAUACCUCGUAUAAUGAUCCCAAACAGCGGCUGAAGCGAUUUUUUAACACUCUAUAUGCUGCUUUGAAAAAAGGUGGAAAGUUUGUAGCACAGUUCUAUCCAAAAAAUGAUGAACAAACUGAGCAAAUUCUAGGAGCUGCUAAAGUAGCGGGAUUUAGCGGUGGUCUGGUGAUUGAUGAUCCUGAAUCUAAGAAGAACAAGAAGUACUACUUAGUAUUGAGCUCUGGAACUUCGAGGGAAGAAGAGCAAGUCAACCUUGAUGGUGUAACUAUGAAUGCUGAUUUGUUACCAAGCAGAGUGCGCAAGAAGAAGGAGAGGGAAUCCAGGAAGGAUUACAUUUUAAGAAAGAAGGAAUUAAUGAAGAAGAGAGGUAGAACUGUAGCAAAGGAUUCCAAAUUCACUGGUAGAAAGAGAAAAUCCAGGUUUUAA
Eremothecium sinecaudum is the source of this 804-nucleotide messenger RNA. RefSeq names its product 18S rRNA (guanine1575-N7)-methyltransferase (gene BUD23). The record is from RefSeq and is a predicted model, not a curated record. The transcript has a single exon. Gene Ontology annotation, molecular function: rRNA (guanine) methyltransferase activity. NCBI's taxonomy places the organism in Eukaryota, Fungi, Ascomycota, Saccharomycetes, Saccharomycetales, Saccharomycetaceae. Gene Ontology annotation, cellular component: nucleolus. The coding region runs from base 1 to 804 and encodes 267 amino acids. Gene Ontology annotation, biological process: rRNA (guanine-N7)-methylation.